This is a messenger RNA of Adelges cooleyi (spruce gall adelgid), 731 nucleotides long. RefSeq lists its product as uncharacterized. The transcript is spliced from 4 exons. The record is from RefSeq and is a predicted model, not a curated record. Bases 162 to 557 code for a protein of 131 amino acids. Lineage: Eukaryota; Metazoa; Arthropoda; Insecta; Hemiptera; Adelgidae.
UAAAUGACUACGUGUACAAAUUACAUAUGUUAUGGUACACAUAAUCAUAACUUGUAUUUUGUGUUAACCGGUAUUGUACACGUUGUCUUUGCUCCUAUAAGUACUAAAAACACCGAAUAUUUUAGUAAAUUUGAAUUAAACAGUAAAUUAAAACAGUUAAUAUGGUAACUAUUAAAAUGAUUCUUUUGCUUAGUCUGGCAACGUACGUGGCGUGUGGUGGCGGUUCUUCUACAAUAAAAAACUGCAUUGGCGGUGGAUCAUCUAGGUCUAACACUCCAAACACCACAGAUGAACAGAAUAAUGACAUGGGUAAUACAUCUUGUGUGAAUUUUAACAGAGGUAAUAGAGAAGAAACAGUUUAUGAUAUAGAUGGUAAUACCGUAAAAUUUAAAGGUAAUAAACUCUUUAUCAACGGCAUAAAAGCGAAAGGAGUUAAAGCAAAGAAUGUAAGCGUGAUAGAAAUUGGUGAAGGUUCAUUAAAGAUAAAUGGGAUUAUAAAUGAACAAUUCGCUGAAACAACUGGAGAAGGAUUAAUGCAUUUUUACAAUAAAAAAUAAAAAUUCAAUGUAACCAAAUUCAAAUAUUACCAACUGAUUACAUCAUAAUAAUUGAACAACUCAAUGGAAUACUAGGACAAGGAAUCAUGUAUUUUUAAAUAUUCAAGAAGCAAUAAAUCUACAAUGAGAGAUAAAAAAUUCAAUGUAACUUAAUGCAAUUAUUACAAACUGAUU